Messenger RNA from Corylus avellana, 2485 nucleotides. Its product is annotated as Sec14p-like phosphatidylinositol transfer family protein. Lineage: Eukaryota; Viridiplantae; Streptophyta; Magnoliopsida; Fagales; Betulaceae. The record is from RefSeq and is a predicted model, not a curated record.
AAUUGCAGGAGAGGCAUCAGCGAAAGGAGCCGGCGUUAAUGUAAAAAAAGCUGACGCGGCCGGUGCACGCUACGUCUCCAUUCUAACGCUUUUGACAGCGACAUGUGCUACGCCUCCUCAGCUCCCUCUUCCCCCUUCUUCCACCUAAAGAGUUAAAAUACAGAAAGACAACGUCCUUCGUAAUACGAAAGCACCCGUCCUUCUCUCACACACACACAGCCUGUAUUGUUUUAGGAAUUGAGCCAAAAAGAAAAGGAGAAUUGCCGGUGAAUCUGGUGCGUUUGAUUAUAUUUAUUUGAUAUUGAAUUCUGAGAGUUUUAUAAACACAAUGCCGGGAGAAGUGGCUUCAAAUCAAGAGGAAGGGAAGGGCAAGAGCGGUUGUGAGGCGGAGACGGCGUCGGAGGACGAGAGGCGAAGGGUUCGGGGCAGAUCUCUGAAGAAGAAGGCAAUGAGCGCUUCCACGAGGCUCUCGCACACUCUCAGGAAGCGCGGGAACCGGGUCGCCGACUGCCGAUUCGCCUCGAUUUCGAUCUACGAUGUCCGCGACGCCAAGGAAGAACAAGCUGUCAACGCGUUCCGCGAGGCAUUGCUCUCCAAAGAUCUCCUCCCGCGUCGCCACGAUGAUUACCACACUUUGCUCAGGUUUCUAAAGGCAAGGAAGUUUGACAUUGAUAAAACUCUUCAUAUGUGGACUGAAAUGCUUAACUGGAGGAAAGAGAAUGGUGUGGAUUCUUUUUUAUGGGAUUUUGUAUAUGAUGAAUGUGAAGAAGUUCAGCGCUGGUAUCCGCAUGGUUACCAUGGUGUAGACAGAGGGGGACGACCUGUUUAUAUUGAAAGACUUGGCAAAGUUGAUCCCAGCAAGCUGAUGAAUGUCACCACAGUGGACCGGUUUUUAAAAUAUCAUGUUCAGGGGUUUGAGAAGGUCUUCAGUGAGAAGUUCCCAGCAUGUUCCAUUGCUGCCAAGAGACACAUAGAUUCCACAACAACAGUACUGGACGUACAUGCGCUGAACUGGGUGAGCUUUGGCAAGGUCGCCCAUGAUCUUGUUAUGCGCAUGCAAAAAAUUGAUGGUGACAACUAUCCUGAGACAUUGCAUCAGAUGUUCAUUGUUAAUGCUGGUAGUGGGUUCAAAUUACUAUGGAAUACGGCAAAAGGUUUUCUAGACCCAAGGACUACUGCAAAGAUACAUGUUUUAGGCAACAAAUUCCAAAAUAAGUUGUUGGAGGCCAUAGACCCAAGCCAACUGCCAGAUUUUCUGGGUGGAACUUGCUCAUGCCCGAAUGAAGGCGGGUGCCUUAGAUCUGACAAGGGGCCUUGGAAUAAUCCUGAAAUAAUGAAACUGGUACAUGUAGGAGAUGCAAUGUAUCUGAGAAGGAUUAAGAGUACCUCUAAUAGUGAUGAUUUAGAAGUGAAGUCAUCUGUCUCUAAGUUUGCAAGUAGUGAAAUAUCUUUCGUUGGGUCAGGAUCAGACAUGCUGACAAGUGCUUCUGGCUUCAGGCGGUCAAUGCCACUUUGUCGUGAAACGGGUGUACUGGAAGAAAGGAUGACUGACCCUGCAUCCACCUGCAGCCUGGUUGAACCAGUUGGUGCCACCGUAAGGCUUGAAGGUACUAGUUCAACAAGUGAUUCAACAAACAAUGGUACUCGAAGAAGGCCGUUGAAGAAGUUCAUUCCCUAUUUAACAAGUUUAAUUGUUCAUGUCAUACUCAAAAUGUUAACAUGUGCAUAUCUAGUACUAUCUGGGCUGGGGAGAUUUUUUGCAGUGCAGCGUGCAGACCAACCGUUAGGAAACAAUAGCAAACCCCAGUUUUCCGAUUCAGGAUCUGAGGAGCAGCUCAUUUCACGGUCAAUCAAAGAGGACCCACUCUGGCAGAGGCUGCAGCAUUUAGAAACAUUAGUAAAUGACCUGGUUAACAGACCUACAAAAAUUCCUCAAGAGAAGGAUGAUAUGCUUCGAGAAUCUUUGAGUCGUAUCAAAUCCAUGGAAUAUGACUUACAGAAGACAAAGAAAGCACUGCUUGCAACUGCAUCAAAGCAAGUGCAGCUCGCUGAUUCAUUGGAAGGUUUAAAGGAGAACAGCUCAACCGGGACAAACUCUUGUUGGCCGAGACAUUGUAAAUCUUAUAAAGCAGGAAGAUGAAUAAAUUGUUUUGAGACACAGUUUGCUGAAGUUGUUGGUAAAGGAUGCCUAUUGACUCUCAAAAAUGCAAUAACUUCCACAUCCGAGUUCAAUCAGCAGAUUCAAAGGGUUGCCAUUUUAGGUUCUUUGUGUUGCCAGUUGAAAGUAGUCAUCCACCAAUGAGAGAAAACCACAGGGCCAUUGAACCCAGUUCAUUUAGAUAAGCGUAUGCGCGUGUACAUAAUAUUUUAUAUAAAUGUGUUACUCUCUUUUUGGACUGGUAACAGUAUGAUACUUGACUUCACUUGUAUUCAAUACCAACUGUAAAUUUACAAAAGCAGUGGCCAGAUUCUGCCACAUUUUUCA